UAUAAUUAUGAGAAUCAAUCCUACCCCUUCUAGUCCUGCGGUUUCCACACUUGAAGAACAAAACCUAGGGCGUAUCGCUCAAAUUAUUGGCCCAGUACUGGAUGUUGUUUUUCCUCCGGGCAAGAUGCCUAAUAUUUAUAACGCUUUGGUAGUUAAGGGUCGAGAUACUAUUGGUCAGCAAAUUAAUGUGACUUGUGAGGUACAACAAUUAUUAGGAAAUAAUCGAGUUAGAGCUGUAGCUAUGAGUGCUACAGAUGGACUGAUGAGAGGAAUGGAAGUGAUUGACACGGGAGCUCCUCUAAGCGUUCCAGUCGGUGGAGCUACCCUCGGACGAAUUUUCAACGUUCUUGGGGAGCCUGUUGAUAAUUUAGGUCCUGUAGAUACUAGCACAACAUCUCCUAUUCAUAGACCUGCACCUGCCUUUAUACAGUUAGAGACGAAAUUAUCAAUCUUUGAAACAGGAAUUAAAGUAGUGGAUCUUUUAGCUCCUUAUCGCCGUGGAGGAAAAAUCGGACUAUUUGGAGGAGCUGGAGUAGGUAAAACAGUACUCAUCAUGGAAUUGAUCAACAACAUUGCCAAAGCUCAUGGAGGCGUAUCUGUAUUUGGCGGAGUAGGCGAACGUACUCGUGAAGGAAAUGAUCUUUACAUGGAAAUGAAAGAAUCCGGAGUAAUUAAUGAAAAAAAUAUUGCAGAAUCAAAAGUAGCUCUAGUCUACGGUCAAAUGAAUGAACCGCCGGGAGCUCGUAUGAGAGUUGGUUUGACUGCCCUAACUAUGGCGGAAUAUUUCCGGGAUGUUAAUGAACAAGACGUACUUCUAUUCAUCGACAAUAUCUUUCGUUUCGUCCAAGCAGGAUCAGAAGUAUCCGCCUUAUUGGGGAGAAUGCCUUCUGCAGUGGGUUAUCAACCUACCCUUAGUACAGAAAUGGGUUCUUUGCAAGAAAGAAUUACUUCUACCAAAGAGGGAUCUAUAACUUCGAUCCAAGCCGUUUAUGUACCUGCGGACGAUUUGACCGACCCUGCUCCUGCCACGACAUUUGCACAUUUAGAUGCUACUACCGUAUUAUCGAGAGGAUUAGCUGCCAAAGGUAUUUAUCCAGCAGUGGAUCCUUUAGAUUCAACGUCAACUAUGUUACAACCUCGGAUCGUUGGCGAGGAACAUUAUGAAACUGCGCAAAGAGUUAAGCAAACUUCACAACGUUACAAAGAACUUCAGGACAUUAUAGCUAUUCUUGGGUUGGACGAAUUAUCCGAAGAAGAUCGUUUAACUGUAGCAAGAGCACGAAAAAUCGAGCGUUUCUUAUCACAACCCUUCUUCGUGGCAGAAGUAUUUACUGGUUCUCCAGGAAAAUAUGUUGGUCUUGCAGAAACAAUUAGGGGGUUUCAACUGAUCCUUUCCGGAGAAUUAGACAGUCUUCCCGAGCAGGCCUUUUAUUUAGUAGGUAACAUCGAUGAAGCUACCGCGAAAGCUAUGAACUUAGAAGAGGAGAAAGUGAAAGAAAUAAUUUUAUCUACUAAUAGUGGCCAAAUUGGCGUAUUACCAAACCACGCCCCUAUUGCCACGGCUGUAGAUAUAGGUCUUUUGAGAAUACGCCUCAACAACGACCAAUGGUUAACGGUGGCUCUGAUGGGUGGUUUCGCUAGAAUAGGUAAUAAUGAAAUCACCAUUUUAGGAAAUGAUGCGGAAAUAAGUACUGACAUUGAUCCGCAAGAAGCUCAACAAGCUCUUGAAAUAGCUGAAGCUAACUUGAGUAGAGCUGAGGGUAAGAGACAAGCAAUUGAAGCGAAUCUAGCUCUCAGACGAGCUAGGACACGAGUAGAGGCUGUCAAUGUUAUUUCCUACUAGUCAAGUCAAUACAUCAAAAUAAUAAAGAGAAGUUUUUAAAAAGUUCUUUAUUAUACACCACAUGUUGAUUCUGCCAAUUGAACACAAUCAAGUCUAAUCUGAUAAAACAAAAAAAGAAGAUGGGGUAGAAAAACUUAUUAGAUAUCAUUUCAUCGACUCCGGUAUCUAAUAAGUUCUACCUACUAUUGGAUUUGAACCAAUGACUCCCGCCGUAUGAAAGCAAUACUCUAACCACUGAGUUAAGUAGGUCAUUUAUCACCACAAAAAGAACCCAUCACUUCGGGGAUUAUAGGUGGAAUAUUAUUUCUAAGCAAUACUAAUCUGUUCUGUUAAGCGUAAAUAAAUCUGUUCUGUUAAGCGUAAAUAAAAUAAAUAGAUCAGAGAGCUAUGAUGUGGAUUAUGGAAUAUCCAUCUUGACAAGAAAUUAUCUAUAUGUUAAGAUGUCUAUGACAAGGGCUAUAGCUCAGUUGGUAGAGCACCUCGUUUACACGCGCGCCAAUGCUUUUCAAAGGAGCCUAUUAUGCAAUGAACAUAAUUGAUCGUAUUGAGAAAUCGAUGUCUUACUCCAUAGGUUCGAGGGAACAAGAGAACAAUAGCCUGACAAAUAUUUGGUUCGGUCCGAUUCAGGCGCGAAUUCAGUUGCCAAAUCAAAUAGAACCCGCCAUUGAUUUGAUAGUUGAUAAGGUAAAUACCCAGCCCAUUCAAUGCUAGGCAUAAUGAGUAUAAGGGCCUCAAAAUAACCUCUUUUCGUCCUAUGAACUUUAAGGUGUAUGAAGUCUCAUAUUCGACUGUUGCAGCGGAGCGAUAGAGAUUCCAUUUAACUUAGGUUGAUCUAGGCCGAAGGCAGACCUAAGUCAAGAUAACCCUUCUUUGAAACACUUUGGUAUUGCUCCUAGAUCAGAAUACAAAUAAUAAAUCAGAGCACAUGGAACCAUCUCAUUAUCUUCCUCUAAAGAAAAAAUAUGGUGGACUAACUGAUCUUUACAUCAGUUGAUGAAAGAGCCCAAUGCAACAAAAUGCAUGUUGGGUCUUUGAAACAGUUCGAAUCAUUUCGAUAAUAAUCAGUUUGAUCUGUUUUACCGAGAAGGUCUACGGUUCGAGUCCGUAUAGCCCUA
Molecule: messenger RNA, 2958 nt
Organism: Musa acuminata AAA Group (dessert banana)
Lineage: Eukaryota; Viridiplantae; Streptophyta; Magnoliopsida; Zingiberales; Musaceae
Product: ATP synthase subunit beta, chloroplastic-like
Exons: 2
Coding region: 8-1843 (611 amino acids)
Biological process (GO): proton transmembrane transport; proton motive force-driven ATP synthesis
Cellular component (GO): chloroplast thylakoid membrane
Molecular function (GO): ATP binding; ATP hydrolysis activity; proton-transporting ATP synthase activity, rotational mechanism
Source: RefSeq, a predicted model, not a curated record